Messenger RNA from Peronospora matthiolae, 4554 nucleotides. Lineage: Eukaryota; Oomycota; Peronosporomycetes; Peronosporales; Peronosporaceae. The record is from the annotation of a GenBank genome assembly.
AUGCUCCGCGUCGCGCAGUCGGUCGUCAAGACCCGUCGCGUGCCGCUGUACAAGGCCAGCGGCCACCGUCUCCUCGUGUCGGCGCGGGAGAAGGCAAUGCAAGUGGACCGCCGCAACGUCCCGCGCUUCGAGACGCCUGCCGUGCUCGAGUUCGAAGACGGCUCGCGCUUCCACGGCGUCUCGUUCGGGGCCAAGAAGUCCAUGGCGGGGGAAGUCGUCUUCACGACGGGCAUGGUAGGCUACCCCGAGGCGCUCACGGACCCGUCGUUCAAGGGCCAGCUCUUGAACAUGACGUUCCCGAUGAUUGGCAACUACGGCGUGCCCGACACGACCGCCCUGGACGACAUUGGGCUGCACAAGUACAUCGAGUCGGACCGCAUCCACGCUGCAGGCGUCAUCGUCCAAGACUACUCGAGUCACUAUAGUCACUGGAACGCUGCGCAGUCGCUCUCGGAGUGGCUCGAGAACGAAGGCAUCCCGGGUAUUGCUGGCGUCGACACGCGGGCUAUCACCAAGAAGAUCCGAGCCCACGGCGCCAUGGCUGGCCGCAUUCUCAUCGAUGGCUGCUCCGACACGCCGCAUCUCGUGGACGUGAACGAGACGAACCUCGCGUCGCUCGUGUCGACCAAGGAGGUGGUCACGUACGGCAAGGGCAACCCACUCAAGAUCUUGGCUGUUGACUGUGGGAUCAAGUACAAUAUCAUCCGGGAACUCGUGAAUCGUGGCGCUGAAGUCAAGCGCGUGCCAUGGAACCACGACAUCUCGUCAGAGAUUGGCUGGUACGACGGUCUCUUUAUCUCGAACGGUCCUGGCAAUCCAGCGAUCAUGAAGGAGACGACGGCGCAGCUUCAAAAAGCUAUGGCACUGCAAGGCGACAAUGUCAAGCCUAUCUUUGGCAUCUGUCUUGGCAACCAGCUGCUCAGUCUUGCGGCAGGUGCUAAGACGUACAAGCUACCGUACGGCAACCGUGGCCAGAAUCAGCCCGUACACAAUUUGAAAACAGGGCGAUGCUACAUUACUGCCCAAAACCACGGCUUUGCAGUGGACGGGAAGACGUUGCCAAGCGAGUGGGAGGAGCUUUUCGUGAACCUCAACGACGGCACGAACGAAGGCAUUAUCCAUAAGUCGAAGCCGUACUUCACGGCGCAGUUCCACCCAGAACACGCAGGUGGUCCGACUGACACGCAGUUUCUGUUUGAUACGUUCCUCGAUGCCGUGCGCGUGAAGGAAAAAGGACCGAUCAAGAGCUUGGUGCAGCGCCCAGAAGUGAAGCGUGUCAAGGUGAAGAAGGUGCUGGUACUUGGAUCUGGUGGUCUGUCGAUUGGCCAAGCCGGUGAAUUUGACUACUCUGGUUCGCAAGCUAUCAAGGCGUUGAAGGAGGAGAACAUUGAGACAAUCCUGAUCAACCCGAACAUUGCAUCCGUGCAGACGAACAUUGACCGCUCCAGCGAGGCUCAAGCCAGCAAUGUGUAUUAUUUGCCGGUCAACCCUGACUUUGUAGAACAAGUUAUUAAGCGUGAACGCCCCGAUGGCAUUCUCAUCUCGAUGGGUGGUCAAACUGCAUUGAAUUGUGGUAUGGAGCUCGACAAGCGUGGUGUGUUCAAGAAGUAUGACGUCAAAGUGCUUGGUACGCAAAUUGAAGUGAUCAACUACACCGAAGAUCGUGAGUUGUUCAACGGCAAGCUGGCAGAGAUCAACGAGUGCAUUGCUCAGAGUGAGGCGGUCGAAUCGGUUGAUGCUGCGGUGAAGGCUGCGUACAAAAUUGGUUUUCCGGUGAUGAUCCGCUCAGCGUUUGCGCUCGGUGGUCUUGGCUCGGGUAUCUGCGACGACGAGGCUCAUUUGCGCACGAUGGCAAAGCAGGCCUUUUCAGGCAGUCCUCAGAUUCUGGUGGAGCGGUCGAUGAAGGGCUGGAAGGAAGUCGAGUAUGAGGUGGUGCGGGAUGCCGCGGACAACUGUCUGACCGUCUGUAACAUGGAGAACUUCGACCCGCUGGGCAUUCACACGGGCGAGUCGAUUGUAAUCGCGCCUUCGCAGACUUUGUCGAACAACGAGUACCACAUCCUGCGUGAGACUGCUUUGAAGGUGGUGCGUCAUCUCGGCAUUGUCGGCGAGUGCAACAUCCAGUACGCGCUAAAUCCCGAGUCGGAGGAGUAUUGCAUCAUCGAGGUGAAUGCACGUCUGUCACGUUCAAGUGCUCUAGCGUCAAAGGCGACGGGCUACCCGCUUGCUUUUGUUGCCGCUAAGCUUGCACUGGGUAUGAACCUGCCGGACCUGAAGAACUCCGUGACCAAGAGCACUACUGCUUGCUUCGAGCCUUCGCUCGACUACUGUGUCGCUAAGAUGCCUCGUUGGGAUCUUGCCAAGUUCGAGAACGUGAGCACUGAGAUUGGUUCGUCCAUGAAGAGCGUUGGUGAGGUGAUGUCAAUCGCCCGUACUUUCGAGGAAGCGAUUCAGAAGGCGAUUCGUAUGGUGGAGCCGUCCAACGAGGGCUUUGAGCCACGAUACGACGAACUUUCGCAUGAGGAGCUGGUGAAGGCUCUGGGCAAGCCCACGGACCGUCGCAUCUACCAGAUCGCCCAGGCGUUGAAGACUGGCCAGCUGUCUAUCGAGCAAGUUCACGAGAUCACCAAGAUUGACACUUGGUUCCUUAGCCGUCUGCAGGCCAUUUGUGAUUGCGAUGUGAACCUUACUGGCAAGAAGUUGCACGAGAUCACGGGUCCGGAGAUCGUUAGUGCAAAGAAGCUUGGUUUCUCGGACCGUCAGCUUGCCCGCAUGUUCAGCUGCUCUGAUGAAGAGGUGCGCGCUAAGCGUAAGGAGCUUGGCAUCGUUCCGUCGGUGAAGCAGAUCGACACUCUCGCUGCAGAGUACCCGGCUCAAACCAACUACCUGUACAUGACGUACAACGGCACGGAGCACGACGUGCCUGCACUGGAACCCAAUGAUGGUGUGAUGGUCCUAGGCAGCGGCGCCUACCGCAUCGGCAGCUCCGUCGAGUUCGACUGGUGUGCCGUGAGCUGCAUCCGUACCUUGCGCAAGCUGGGUCAUCGCGCAGUGAUGCUUAACUACAACCCCGAGACGGUCAGCACGGACUACGACGAAUGCGAUCAACUGUACUUUGAGGAACUGUCGAAGGAGCGCGUGAUGGAUGUGAACGAUCGUGAGGGCGUUCGGGGCGUUGUAGUGUCUGUGGGUGGACAGAUUCCAAACAACCUUGCGCUCCCGCUGCACAAGGCCGGCGUAAAGAUCUUGGGCACACACCCGACGAUGAUUGACAGCGCUGAGGACCGCUUCAAAUUCUCCAAAUUGAUGGAUGCGGCUGGUGUGCCCCAGCCUGCGUGGAAGGAGUUGACGAACCACACCGAUGCUCGUGAAUUUGCUGAGCGUGUGGGCUACCCUGUGCUCGUACGUCCUUCGUACGUGCUAAGUGGUGCUGCCAUGAAUGUAGCGUACAACUUCGAGGAGCUCGAAAAUGUGCUGAACCAAGCUGUUGCUGUGUCUGCGGAGCACCCCGUCGUGAUCACGAAGUUCGUUGAAGGCGCCAAGGAGUUAGAGCUGGAUGCUGUGGCCAGGAAUGGCAAGGUGAUCGCUGCUGCAAUUUCGGAACAUGUAGAGAACGCCGGUGUGCACAGCGGGGAUGCUACAUUGGUGCUACCGCCCGUGGAGGCCAGUGCGUUUUACACGAACCAGAUCAAGCGCAACGCUGAGAAGAUUGCGAAGGCGCUGAACAUCUCAGGGCCAUUCAACGCGCAGUUCCUCGCUAAGGGCGCAGAGGUUAGCGUGAUAGAGUGCAACCUGCGUGCCUCGCGUUCGUUCCCGUUCGUGUCAAAGACGACGGGUGCGGACUUCGUCAACGCUGCCACCAAGGUGAUGGUAGGCGAGUCGACGGACAACGACAAUUUGCCAGCCCUUUACGGCCCCAAGCGUCCAGAGGGCUUUGUUGGCAUCAAGUCGCCGAUGUUCUCGUACACGCGUCUUGGUGGCGCGGAUCCAUUGCUUGGUGUCGAGAUGGCUUCGACGGGUGAGGUGGCUUGUUUUGGCAAGAACCGUCACGAGGCAUUCUUGAAGGCCCUGAUCUCGUCGAACAUCAAGUUGCCGGAGAAAAACAUCUUGCUGUCCAUGCAAGACAAGUUCUCAGAAGAGUUCGUGCACGCUGCCUACCAGAUGCACGAGCUAGGAUACAAGCUGUACACGACGAAGAAGACGCACGCGUACCUGGAGAAAUACGACAUCCCGUCGACCGCGGUGGAUUUUCCGUUGGACGCCGACAGCGAGAACAACGUGCUGAACCUGAUCCGGGACGGCAAGAUCGAUCUAGUGGUGAACCUGCCCAACAACGAGAGCCAGCAGACGAAGAACAACUACCUCAUCCGCCGUACGGCUGUCGACUUCUCCAUCCCGCUGCUGACGAACAUCAGCCUGGUGCAGCUGUUCGUAGAGGCCAUGACUGUCCACAAGAACCAGCCGCUGCUUGGCCUGGAGCCUGACAGUCUGUUCGACUACUACGAGCGCGAGAAGAAGGACGAGGUGUGGACUGACGAGCACGAGUUCCACUGA